Messenger RNA from Purpureocillium takamizusanense, 2955 nucleotides. Its product is annotated as Catalase peroxidase. NCBI's taxonomy places the organism in Eukaryota, Fungi, Ascomycota, Sordariomycetes, Hypocreales, Ophiocordycipitaceae. The transcript is spliced from 2 exons. The record is from RefSeq and is a predicted model, not a curated record. Gene Ontology annotation, cellular component: cytosol. Gene Ontology annotation, molecular function: catalase activity; heme binding. Gene Ontology annotation, biological process: hydrogen peroxide catabolic process; cellular response to hydrogen peroxide. The coding region runs from base 266 to 2542 and encodes 758 amino acids.
CCGACCGCCUGGUGUCUCGUUAUGGCCCGGAUAAAGUGCGUAACUGUCGCUCGGCGGACUCACCCCGAGCAAAUAAGAUUCCGGCUAUUCGUCAUUGGGUGCGGGGUCCGUUGGCACAUAAAACGCGGGGGGUGGCGCCACUCAUGCGUUGAAGCCCCCCCAAUUGCAUCUCUCCCAUUUCCAUCAGCUCAUCGCACAGCAGCUCCAAGGGGCAGCUUCGACUUUGCAAUCAACCGACGGACGAGAGACACACACACGCAGCAUCAUGGCAGAGCGCAAGUGUCCUGUUCAGGAGAUGAACAUUGGUGGCGGCGGCACCAGGAACCGCGACUGGUGGCCCGACUCGGUCAAGCUCAAUAUCCUUCGCCAGCACACCGACCUGACCAACCCCCUGGGCAAGGACUUCGAUUAUGCCGCUGCCUUCAAGACCCUCGACUAUGAGGGCGUCAAGAAGGACCUCCACGCGCUCAUGACCGACUCCCAGGAGUGGUGGCCUGCGGACUUUGGCCACUACGGCGGCCUCUUCAUCCGCAUGGCGUGGCACAGCGCGGGCACCUACCGCGUGUUUGACGGCCGUGGCGGCGCCGGUCAGGGUCAGCAGCGAUUCGCGCCUCUCAACAGCUGGCCGGAUAACGUCAGUCUCGACAAGGCCCGCCGGCUGCUGUGGCCCAUCAAGCAGAAGUAUGGCAACAAGAUUUCGUGGGCCGAUUUGCUCGUCCUGACGGGCAACGUGGCGCUCGAGUCCAUGGGUUUCAAGACGUACGGCUUUGCCGGCGGCCGCUCCGACGCCUGGGAGGCCGACGAGUCCGUUUACUGGGGUGGUGAGACCACUUGGCUGGGCAACGAUGUCCGCUACUCGCACGGUAACGAGGGCGUCAAGCACCACGGUGCCGUUGACGCCGCUCAAAAGGCCCCCGAUGCCAAGGACAUCCACACUCGUGACCUCGAAUCGCCUCUUGCCGCCGCCCACAUGGGUCUCAUCUAUGUGAAUCCCGAGGGUCCUGAUGGCAACCCCGACCCCGUGGCCGCAGCCCGGGACAUUCGCACCACCUUUGGCCGCAUGGCCAUGAACGACGAGGAGACCGUUGCCCUCAUUGCUGGUGGCCACACCUUCGGCAAGACGCACGGUGCUGCGCCCGCCAGCAAUGUGGGCAAGGAGCCCGAGGCGGCUGGCAUCGAGGCUCAGGGCCUUGGCUGGCAGAACAGCCACGGUACUGGCAAGGGCCCCGACACCAUCACCAGUGGCCUCGAGGUGACAUGGACCAAGACGCCCACCAAGUGGAGCAACCAGUACUUCGAGUACCUCUUCAAGUACGACUGGGAGCUCACCAAGAGCCCGGCUGGUGCCAACCAGUGGGUGGCCAAGAAUGCCGAACCUAUUAUCCCCGAUGCUUUUGACCCCAACAAGAAGCACCUGCCGACCAUGCUGACCACCGACCUGUCGCUUCGUUACGACCCGGCGUACGAGAAGAUCUCCCGCCGCUUCCUGGAGAACCCCGACCAGUUCGCAGAUGCUUUCGCCAAGGCGUGGUUCAAGCUGACGCACCGCGACAUGGGCCCUCGUGUUCGUUAUGUUGGACCCGAGGUCCCCUCCGAGGACUUCAUUUGGCAGGAUCCCAUCCCGGCCCUGAACCACGCUGUCAUCGAUGACCGUGAUAUCGCGGCCCUCAAGAAGGAGAUCCUCGCCUCCGGCGUAAACCCUUCCAAGUUUGUGUCCACUGCCUGGGCCUCUGCGUCGACGUUCCGCGGCAGCGAUAAGCGUGGAGGUGCCAACGGCGCCCGCAUCCGCCUCGCGCCGCAGAAGGACUGGGAGGUCAACAACCCUCGUCAGCUUGCGGAAGUACUCAGCACUCUGGAGAAAAUUCAGAAGCAAUUCCAAAGUGGUGGCAAGAAAGUUUCCCUGGCCGAUCUGAUCGUCUUGGCUGGCUGCGCUUCCGUCGAGAAGGCCGCCAAGGACGCUGGCAACGACGUGACGGUCCCUUUCACCCCGGGCCGCAUGGAUGCCACACAGGAGCAGACCGAUGUCGAGUCUGUUGGACACCUCGAGCCGUAUGCCGACGGUUUCCGCAACUACGGCAAGUCUACCGACAGAAUCAAGCUGGAGAACUUCCUGAUCGACAGGGCGCAGCUUCUCACUCUGUCGCCCCCUGAGCUCACAGCUCUCGUUGGUGGCCUGCGUGUCCUCAACACCAACUACGACGGUUCGGCCCACGGCGUCUUCACCAGCCGGCCCGGAACUCUGACCAACGACUUCUUUGUCAACCUCCUGGAUAUGGGCACUGUCUGGAAGCAGGCUGGCUCCGACGGGGACGUCUUUGAGGGCAGCGACCGCAAGAGCGGUGCCAAGAAGUGGACGGCCACUAGGGCUGACCUUGCUUUCGGCUCUCAGGCCGAGUUGCGUGCCGUUGCUGAGGUUUAUGGUAGCGCCGAUGGUGCUCAGAGAUUUGUGAAGGACUUCAUUGCCGCGUGGGACAAGGUCAUGAACUUGGACCGAUUUGAGUUGAGCAAGGAGGCCAGCCAGCGGGCUACGAGCCGGCUGUGAGCAAAGCCCACUCUUAGUGAGGGGAUGAAAGGGAUACCGACAGAGAACUUCCGAUGAGUAGUUUCUUGAGUACGAAAGGAAACGUACAUGUGUGGUCAAACAUGUGCGAAGCAAAAUGAGCUGUCGAUGGCACGGAGUAUGACUUGAACACUAAUUGUUGAAACAAAACUGCAGGCGGCACCAAUUGAAAAGAAAUUGACUGGUUAUCGCCUUUUUCGGGUGUGUUAAUAUGAUUAGUCUUGUACUUCGUAGACCGAAGCGUGUGGAGGUGAUGCUGGUCAGGGUAUGGCUUGAGCUGACAGAGAAUCCACCACCUCCACUGUAUGAACCAAGAGCGGUCUCAUUGCCGUGUCAUGUAUUUCGCUCUUAAGGUGAUUAGAACACUAAUGUCCUGAAGCAGAAGAAGACUGCAG